AAACAGACGUGGACGUCUGCCUGCUGCUCAUUCCCCCAGAGGUGUUGCAGAGAUAAAGCAUCGCUGCUGAGCUUACCAAAAAUCAUGAAAGAAGCAAAGAGGAGUUAACAGAGAGCAAAACCAGGGCAGAAGCUUAUUAGUGACAUUAUCAUCAGGAAGAAGUGAGCGAAUGCAUGUGUAUGUAAGAGUGUAAGGAGGUGGACCUCAGAGGAUAGAAGUGUCUUCAAAGAUAUGGAUUGAAGAUGACAUUGUAUCCUGACUGGUCUUGACAUCACUACCUCCUUUCAUCCUCCUCCCUCACCCCCCACCCUUUCAGCAGGCGGGCUUCUGGUGGCUGACCAUGCGAGGAUCUUCUCAGUGCUGUGGGAAUCUCCUCAUCUUCUCCGGAUAGUUCUGCAGCGCUCGUUCACUGGCUUGCUGACCUCGGCGCAUCUUUGACUUUUCCAAAACAAAGAGCGAAGAAACUUUUGGACUGUGUAGACGGCUCCUUUUUCCUAUUGCUCAAUAAUUGAUGCAGGUUCUCUGUUGGCGCUCUGACAGCAUCUACGGGAAGAGACCGGUGACCUCCACAUGAUCUCUCAACGAGUCCUCUUUGAGUUUUAAACUGCGUCUUUUGAUCUUCCUCAUCCUCAAGUGCCACCAUGCAGGUCUCAAUCGCUUGCACGGACCAUAAUCUGAAGGGUCGGAAUGGGGACCAUGGGAAACAGAACACAACCAGUCCCAAUGUGGUGAACGCUGCACGCGCAAAGUUUCGCACUGUUGCCAUCAUCGCCCGGAGCUUUGGCUCUUUUACCCCACGUCACCACAUCUCCCUCAAAGAGUCUACCGGCAAGCACACUGGCAUGAAGUACCGGAACCUUGGGAAAUCUGGAUUGAGAGUAUCAUGCCUCGGUCUGGGCACUUGGGUGACGUUCGGAGGCCAGAUUUCAGAUGAGGUGGCCGAACAGCUGAUGACUAUAGCUUAUGAGAGCGGGGUAAACCUUUUUGACACAGCAGAGGUGUAUGCUGCAGGAAAAGCUGAAGUCAUACUGGGAAACAUCAUCAGAAAGAAAGGUUGGAGGCGAUCUAGUUUGGUUAUAACCACAAAACUCUACUGGGGUGGAAAAGCUGAAACAGAAAGAGGUCUCUCCAGGAAACACAUUAUUGAAGGUCUCAAGGGUUCCUUGCAGAGGAUGCAGCUGGAAUACGUAGAUGUAGUCUUUGCCAACCGGCCGGAUAGCAAUACACCAAUGGAGGAGAUUGUUAGAGCCAUGACCUACGUCAUAAACCAAGGCAUGUCCAUGUAUUGGGGUACGUCACGGUGGACAGCAAUGGAGAUAAUGGAAGCGUAUUCUGUGGCAAGGCAGUUUAACUUGAUUCCUCCAGUAUGUGAACAGGCUGAGUAUCAUCUCUUCCAGAGAGAAAAGGUGGAGGUCCAGCUGCCUGAGCUCUACCAUAAGAUAGGUGUGGGGGCUAUGACAUGGUCACCGUUAGCCUGCGGGAUCAUCACUGGGAAGUAUGAAAAUGGUAUCCCAGAAUCCUCCAGGGCAGCUUUGAAGUCAUACCAGUGGCUGAAAGACAAGAUUGUCAGCGAAGAUGGACGAAAACAGCAAGCUAAACUGAAAGAACUCAGCCUUAUCGCUGAGAAACUGGGCUGCACGUUGCCUCAGCUUGCUGUAGCUUGGUGUCUGAGGAACGAGGGUGUAAGCUCUGUCCUGUUAGGAACCUCCAAUGCAGAACAGUUAACUGAAAACCUGGGAGCCAUACAGGUACUUCCAAAGAUGACGUCCCAUGUAGUGUCAGACAUCGAUCAUAUACUUGGAAACCGGCCAUUCGGCAAGAAAGACUACCGGUCCUAGGGCCUCUGUUCAUGCCGAGGGUGGAGACAGAGAUAUGUGCACAGUUCCUAUGCCCUAAGUGGUUCCUGUUUCGAGGCUUUUACAUCAUUGUUCUGGCCUCUCUGAAGCCUUAGAGUGCUACGCUCCAUAACGUGUACCUGCAUUCCCCUCCGUCUUUGCUGGUGCCCUUUCGCACAUCAACCCUACAGCAAGAAUCUCUAUGAUUGGUGUCCGGGUGUCAUCUAAUAAUGGCGCCUAGCAGGAAAGCUUUAUUUACAGAUGGCUGAGCUGCUGAGCCCUUUGGUGUGAUCUGUGAACUUUCUCAGUGUCCAUACUAUGGCCUCUGUUUUAGAAAGCAUCAAUUAGGGUGUCUCAUGAUGUGUGUGAUCUGUCACCCUCUUGUGUUCAGAUGCAGCAACUGCAAGUCUGCUACCACACUCGGAGCAAGGACUUGGUGGAAAAAAAAAUGUUGAUAUAUUUUAAUAAGGGACAUUUUGUGGUGGACACUUUAGUUGACAUGAAGUGAUUUGAGGGCAUCAUAACUCUUACUGAACAUGCAAAAGUAUUAUAAACAGACCUCAAUUCACAUUUUAGAGUAUUGGAAUUAAACAUGCUUAUUGUAUAAUAUGCCAGCAGUUUGAUGCAUUACUUUUUUGUAAACUUCUCUUCAGUUUGCUUUUAAGUCCAAAGUUUCGAUUUAAGACUUGUUCAUAAAAUAUAAUGGGAUUAAAUCUAAUUAAGUCUGCGUGUACUUCAUGUUUGUUUUCAUUAUAGCUCAGCUUGACCUCUUUGAAAGCCAUACUAUCAUGCCCUUAAUAUUUGAACACAGAAGAGCUGUGACUUGUACUGCGUGUUUUACAGGCAUUUAGAAAUCAGGCAUGAGCAAAUAAACACAAGUGUUGAUGGCUCCAUAUACACAGCCAAUCAGGAAAACAUGGAUGUUACAUUGAAUAAAAUGCAGGUGGUUUUUUUCUUUUAAAUAAUGAUAUGUGUGUACAUAGUGCUACCUUUAGUCUAUCUCUGUGCAGAGUGCCUUGAUUCUAACCUGCAUGAGCAUUAGGGCUGGCCCAUAUACCCCAUGGGUCCAUGAGUGUAAUACUGUGAGCAUUACUUCAUUGUAAAUUAUCUCUAACAACAACAAAAAACUAGGACUGCACCAUGUGAUGACUGUUUAUAACAUUGUUUGAGAGAAAAUAUGGCGUGUUAAAUUUACAGGAUGUUAUGAAACUGCAUCAGGGUAUUUUGUCAAAUCUUGCAUCUCCUUCCCUGUAUGACCACAGUGACUUCUGUAAAUAUAAAUAUGUAAACAGUAUAUGGAGGUAGAUUAUAUGCUUACAAUAAAAUGCAUAUGGACAGUAAAACAGUGUUUGCU
Molecule: messenger RNA, 3189 nt
Organism: Paramisgurnus dabryanus
Lineage: Eukaryota; Metazoa; Chordata; Actinopteri; Cypriniformes; Cobitidae
Gene: kcnab1a
Product: potassium voltage-gated channel subfamily A regulatory beta subunit 1a
Biological process (GO): transmembrane transport; potassium ion transport; regulation of potassium ion transmembrane transport
Cellular component (GO): juxtaparanode region of axon; membrane; cytoplasm
Molecular function (GO): potassium channel regulator activity; voltage-gated potassium channel activity; transmembrane transporter binding
Source: RefSeq, a predicted model, not a curated record